Molecule: messenger RNA, 800 nt
Organism: Apis florea (little honeybee)
Lineage: Eukaryota; Metazoa; Arthropoda; Insecta; Hymenoptera; Apidae
Molecular function (GO): N-acetyltransferase activity
Source: RefSeq, a predicted model, not a curated record
AUGGAGCCAAAUAAUCUAUAUACUCUUGAAUGGGCGAAUGACAGUCAUUUAUCAGAAAUUUUAUCUUUCUUACACGAAAAUUUUGAUAAGGAAGAGAUUAUGUUGAAAAGUCUGAGAGAUAAUAAUUCUAUAACAGUUGAAGAGAAGGAUUCAAUGAAAAUCGACCAUGAACGAUUAAUACGUGCGAUUUUCAAAUUUUCACCAUGUAUUAUAGCGAUCGAAAAAUCAUUAAAAAAGAUCAUUGCUAUAAAUCUAAUGUUAGUUAGUAAAAAUUCAAAAUUUCAAAAUGAUGGCACUGAUGGGGUUUCUGCGGCGUUUACUAAUAAUCCUCCUACAAAUAGAUUAAUGAAACAAUAUUUCAAUUAUUUAUCCGAAAUCAGUGAAAAGGCUGAUUUAUAUGGAAAAUUUCCAGAUUCUAAAGUAGCCGUGGAAUUUUAUGCAAUUGCCGUGGAUAAGAAUUAUCGUAGGAAGGGACUUUCAAAAUCCCUAAUGGCUGCAGGAAUUUCUUUCGCAAAAAAUACCAUUCCGAAUGUAGGAUUCAUAUUUGGAGUAUAUACAUCUUUGUAUUCAAAAAAAGCGGCGGAAAAAUUAGGUUUGAAAAGCGUAAUGGAUGUGGAUCUUUUGAAUUACAGAGAUGACGAUGGACAACCUAUAUUUCAAGAUACUCCUCCGCAUAAUAUUGUUUCUGUUAUGGUUUUACAAGUUACAUAAAAUUUUUCCAAAAUUCCAUAGUGAUUUAUAUUCUCUUUGUAAAUAUAUACAUGAUAUUAAAUAUACAUUAAAAUAGAAAUUCUUUGUUU